Notechis scutatus (mainland tiger snake) is the source of this 1744-nucleotide messenger RNA. It is a transcript of the gene CZH14orf93, whose product is annotated as chromosome Z C14orf93 homolog. The record is from RefSeq and is a predicted model, not a curated record. Lineage: Eukaryota; Metazoa; Chordata; Lepidosauria; Squamata; Elapidae.
GCACACACAUGGACACGCAGGCGAAUACAAAGAGCUGUGCAACCUUCCCCUUGGUGUCUACAGGAAGAGAAGCAUCCUGAGGCUUUCCACUCCGCAUCAGGGCCAUCUUACCUUCUACUGCCUCUGAAAUCCCGGUCUUGAUGUCGUUCAGCGCCACUAUCUUGUUCUCCCCACCCCACCCUAAUGAAGCCAAAUGCUGCUGUUGCACUUGCAAGCAGGAGCCGGGGGCUCCUGUCACGGCCCCACCACCACAGGCCCCAUCGUCCUCUCCUUGCACCCCCAUCACCAUCACAGGCACGGGGCUGUCAGUCCAGUCCUCGGAACAGCUGCUCCACAUUAUCUACCAGCGGGUCGAAAAGGCGGUCGGCUUAGCCGAACUGGCGCUGAGCUUGGCGAGGGCCAAUAAUGAAGCCCUGAGACGUCUUGAGGAAGACGUGGCAGCCUUGCGCCGGGGGCCCCUCGUGGCCCUCAAAGCCAGCCCCCUGCGGGUCCCCGAGGAGCCCGAAAACGAGGAGGAAUUGGAGGCCGAAGAAUUCGGGAACGGUGUCCAGGUGGUCAUUGAAGAAUUGAAGCAGCUGGGUGCUGCGUCGGCAGCAGUGGGGCGGCCCGAACCCUUGGCCUUCUCGCCCGUGCCGGGCCUUGGCGGAGUAGCCGAGGAAUGUCCUGCAGGAGAUGCCCCAAUGCCGCUGGUCUAUGUCCCUCCUUCUCCUGCCCCACAGAUGGCCCAGCAACCACCGUUCCAACCUCUGGAAGAGCCUCUUUCCUGCCCGGAGGGGUCCCCCAGCAGCACGACUCACGAGGAGCCCACGAACGUUGAACCCCAUUUCUGUGUAGGCUUCGCUGGUCUCCCUUGCAGGAGCAGAAACCUUGGGCAGAAAAAUGCCAGGCGCAAAAGGGAUCUGGUCUUAUCUAAAUUGGUCCACAAUGUUCACAACCACAUCACCAACGAAAAACGGUUUGAUGGCGCAGAAAGCAUUAAAUCAUCUUGGAAUAUUUCGGUAGUCAAGUUUUUGUUGGAAAAACUCAAACACGAAUUGGUCUCCAAUCACCAUAAUUAUACGGAUAAGGAACUAAAAGGUGCUUGCGUGGCCUACUUUCUGACUAAGCGACGCGAAUAUCGGAACUCUCUCAAUCCCUUCAAAGGGCUUAAGGAGAAAGAGGAGAAGAAAUUACGAAGCAGGCGGUAUCGGCUUUUCGCCAACCGUUCGGGGGUGGCCCGGUUGUUGGGCUCGGAUGAGCAGCGUCUGUGGCAAGGGGUCACCGAAGAGCUGAUGUCGGACGAGGAAGACAGCACCCGCGAAGCGGGGGUGUGGGUAGCGCGAUCACCUCGCUUCCGUGCGAUGUCGCUCAGCCAGCUGUGCUACCGUCUGGAUGCCAACUCCAAGCAUGGCACCAAAGCCAACCGGGUCUACGGGCCGCCCUCCGAGCGCCUGCCCUCUGCCGAAGUCCAGCUUCUGCCCCCACAGCUGUAUAACCCCCACUUCCAAGAGGAAGACCCCAAAAUGGGCACCCCAUGCCACAAAGCUUUCGGCUCCGAGCUCAACUCCUUUGUGGAGAUCAAAGUAGAAAAGGACCAGUAGAGGAUCCUCGGCUCCUUUCCACGAUGGCCGGCUGACUAAAACCACCAGGAAGGGGCGGGGGGGGGGGGGCCGGGUUGCGCACAGUUCAUCCUCGAUUUACAACGAUUCGUUUAGCAACCUUUCGAAGUUGAAGGCCUGAAAAAACUUGACUUGCCUCCAAACUG